AUGGCCGGGGCGAUGAAAGUGCUGAGGACGCUGAGGAAUCACUGGAAGAAAACCACAUUCGGUGUCUGCCUGCUGAGCUGGGGCGGGAGCUGGCUCUACGGAAAGCACUGUGAUAACCUGCUACGAAGAGCUGCAUGCCAAGAAGCCCAGGCUUUUGGCAACCAGCCGAUCCCUUCCAGUAUGCCCCUGAAGAAAGCAACAGUGUUCCUCAACCCAGCAGCUUGCAAAGGCAAAGCCAGGAACCUUUUUGAAAAUAAUGCUGCUCCAAUUUUGCACUUAUCUGGCUUGGAUAUAACUGUGGUUAAGACUGAUUAUGAGGGACAAGCAAAAAAGCUGCUGGAAUUGAUGGAGAACACAGAUCUGAUCAUUGUUGCAGGAGGAGAUGGCACAGUACAAGAGGUCAUAACUGGACUUCUCCGCAGAGCAGAUGAGGCUGUCUUCAGUAAGAUUCCUAUAGGAUUCAUUCCUCUUGGGAAGAACUGCACUCUGAGCCACACACUCUAUCCUGAGAGCACAAACCAAGUCCAGCAUAUUACUAAUGCUACAUUGGCCAUUUUGAAGGGAGAGACAGUUCCACUUGAUGUCUUGCAGAUCAAGGGAGAAAAAGAACAGCCUGUGUUUGCAGUGACUAGUUUAAGAUGGGGAUCUUACAGAGAUGCAGGAGUUAAAGCUAGCAAGUACUGGUACCUUGGACCUCUGAAAACCAAAGCAGCUCACUUUUUCAGUACAUUUAAGGAAUGGCCUCAGAAACAUCAAGCUGCUCUCACGUAUCUGGGUCCAACUGAGAGACCUCCAGAAGAGCCAGAGGAGAAACCAUCCAGACCUCCUUUGUAUGUGAGGCUUUACAGACGACUUCGGUUGUACUGGUCACCUCCUCCCAAAGAAAUUCCCCAGGAGGUCUCCCCGGAGGACUGGGAAGAAUUGAAUCUCUCCACUAUUGAGCUUUCCAUUGCAACUCGGAACAGGCAGCUGGAUCUGAUGCGCACCAAAGACUUCAUGGAUAUUUGCAUUGAAGAAGAUACUGUCAGCAAAGGACAGUUCGUAACCAGAGGAAGUCAAAAGAUGGAUGAUCCACAUAUGUGCCCUGAAGGGAGUCAGUGCAUCCAAGCCAGCAGAUGCAUCUUGCAACUUCCAGAGGGCACGGAGGGAUCCUUCGGCAUUGAUAACGAGGAGUAUGAAGCUAUGCCUGUGGAGGUGAAGCUCUUGCCCCGCAAACUCCGGUUCUUCUGUGAUCCCAGAAUGAGAGACCAGAUGCUCCCUGCAGCAGUACAAUGAGAAUUCAUGCCAAAGAGGCCAGUCUUAUCAGGGUCUCUUCAAGGCACAUGAGACUUCACCAGCCUGAUAACCCCACCAGACUAUCAAGAGAUGUGGCCAUUUUUAUGUGCAAAGUACUUCCAUUGGAAGCAACCAAUUUGGAUAAUCUUAAAGGGGUUAAAAAUGCAGAGUUCUGGCAAAUGUAUGUUAGCUUGAUGGCAUCUUUUUUUCUUCCCCGAAGAAGUCGUCAGUGUUCCAUUUUCCACACUGUACGAGGAGCACUGUGUCAGAUGCUACUGCUUUAAUGCAAUUGUAUAUUAAAGUGAAUGAAAGCAUGUUUGUCCUUGUG
Molecule: messenger RNA, 1603 nt
Organism: Indicator indicator
Lineage: Eukaryota; Metazoa; Chordata; Aves; Piciformes; Indicatoridae
Gene: AGK
Product: acylglycerol kinase
Exons: 15
Coding region: 1-1275 (424 amino acids)
Biological process (GO): ceramide biosynthetic process; protein insertion into mitochondrial inner membrane
Cellular component (GO): TIM22 mitochondrial import inner membrane insertion complex; mitochondrion
Molecular function (GO): acylglycerol kinase activity; ceramide kinase activity; ATP-dependent diacylglycerol kinase activity
Source: RefSeq, a predicted model, not a curated record